Molecule: messenger RNA, 1136 nt
Organism: Nannospalax galili (Upper Galilee mountains blind mole rat)
Lineage: Eukaryota; Metazoa; Chordata; Mammalia; Rodentia; Spalacidae
Gene: Tmem52
Product: transmembrane protein 52
Exons: 5
Coding region: 93-695 (200 amino acids)
Source: RefSeq, a predicted model, not a curated record
CCCGCUGACCAGGUGCCAGGGCGGGCGCGGGCCCGGGUGGGCGGAGCCUCGGAAAGCGGUGCCGCGGGCUCCGUUCCGCGGUGUCCGGGAACAUGGCCCCGGGGCCGCCGGCCACGCAGGGGCUCCUGCUGUUGCUGCCGCUGCUGCCGCUGUCGCAGGUGGCGCUGGGUUCCGCGGAAGACAACUGUGACCCGUCGGACCAGUGCCGCUGUCCCCUCAGGUGCCCGUCCCAGGCCCGCUGGAGCAGCCUAUGGCAUGUGGGGCUCAUCCUGCUCACCAUCCUCCUGUUGCUGCUCUGCGGGGUCACAGCCAGUUGUGUACGGUUUUGCUGCCUCCGGAAGCAGGCACACACCCAGACACACCUGCCACCAGUGUGGCAGCCCUGUGACAUGACUGUUAUCCCUGUGGACAGUGACAGCCCUGCACACAGCACUGUGACCUCCUACAGCUCUGUGCAGUACUCACUGGGCAUGCAAUUGCCCCUCUCUUUUGGGGAGCCUGAUCCUGACUUCAUGGUCCCUCCUGCCUACAGCCUGUAUGCUCCUGAGCUGCCACCGUCCUAUGAUGAGGUUGUCAAGAUGGCAAAACCCAGAGAGGAGGAGGCAGCUCCCUCCCAGAAACCCAGCUCUCUGCCUGAGGCCUUGGAGACCACUCCAGAACCCCAGGAGCCAGGCCCCAAUGCCCAGCAGCCCUAGCUGUGUCCCAGUGCCCCUUGAAGAGGAUAGGAGUUCUUUCUCUUGGAGCUAAUAGAUCAUAGCUUAGAGUCCUGAUGCCUAGGACCAAGGACUCCUGCCUGUGUCAUCCUUCCUCUGGGAAGACCAGCCAUCCAGCACAUUGCUGCAGACUCAGGCCUUGUUGCUAUGCAACACUGGCUGGCCAGCCUGCCUUGUGUUGGCCACCUCCUCUCCUCCUCAGUACCAGGCAGGCUGAUGGUCUCAACACACACACACACACACACACACACACACACACACACGCGCAUGCACGCACGCACAUACACACGCGCACACACACACGGCCUGUCUGGGGCCAAAGAGAUCCUCAUUCCAGGGGAGGAGCCUCCAGCCUGAACCUUGGGAGCUCAAGGCCCUCUGGCAUGUCAACCCUUUGAAGAGAGAAUAAAGUUUAUGUGAACA